UUCUACAAUUUUCGACAUCUCUUUGAAUUUUGCAAGUGCACUCCCUCCUAAUUUUAGUCCGAGGUCUCAUCGGCUGUUGCACACACUCCACUCUCCGGACCCUUGAGAGUUCGAGGCGUAUACACUUUACAGGAGGUGUCUUUCUGGUCAGACGAUUCAGAUAUUGAACAAUAAUGGAGGAAGACGACGGAGCUCCAUCAGGGCGGUCGUCACCACCGACACCAAAAAAGGUUAAGCUGGAGUCAGAGGAACCAAAAGAAUUAUUGAAGGCUGAGGAUCAUUCUGAAGAUGAAUCUGAGGAAAUCGAAGAAGAUGAAGAUGAAGAGGAAGAUGGAGAUGGAUCACCACAGUUGCCGCCGUUAUUGGACAUGAUUGACCUUCCACCCGCUUCCACUUUACCUCCUACUCCGCCUCUUCCGUCUUCCCCUAGAGAUUUAAACAUGGAGCAACAAGAUUCUGAAGAUGAAGGACCUCCACCUGGAUGGGAUAACACAUAUCAGCUACAAGAACAAGUGGAGCAUAUGCUUACACCUGCAGCUGUUUCAGCAAUUUCAUCAGACAUAUCAGAUAUAAGGAUGGAGGAUUUGCAACAAGAUGGCCGGAAUGGAGAGGAUGCUGCACCAGAACUAAUUGCUUCAGAUAUGAAGGUGGAAGAACAAGACUCAGAGGAUGAAGGACCUCCACCUGGAUGGGAUUCCAAGUGUCUACCCGAAACUGAAUUACAAGUGGCAUAUCCACAAAUUACUCAAUCAGAUAUAAAGACGGAGGACUUGCAAGAAGAUAUCAGGAAUGGGAAUGGGGCUACUACUGCACCGGAACUAGUUCCAUCAGUGAACUCAGAUAUGAAGGUGGAAGAACAAGAUUCAGAAGAAGACGAAAGACCUCCACCUGGAUGGGAUUCCAAGUGUCAGCCUGAACCUGAAUUACAAAUGCCAUUUCCAACUCCAACAAUUACUCAGUCAGAUAUGAAGACUGAGGAAGUGCAACAAGAUGCUCCCCAACCACAACUAGUUCUAGUUCCAUCAGAUAUGAAGGUGGAAGAACAAGACUCAGAAGAAGAUGAAGGUCCUCCACCUGGAUGGGAUUCCAAGGGUCAACCCCAACCCAAAUCAACAGAUAUGCAGACUGAGGAUGCGCAACAAGAUGCCUGGAAUGGACAACAUCCUACUCCCCAACCACAACUAGUUCUGUCAGAUGUGAAGGUGGAAGAACAAGACUCAGAAGAAGACGAAGGACCUCCACCUGGAUGGGAUCAGCCCCAACCCGAAUCAACAGAUAUAAAGACAACAGAGGAGAUUCAACAUGAUGUUCAAAAUGGAGAUGGGCCCCAACCCCAACCCCAACAACCACAUGAUGGUCCAGCUCCAGCACUUGAACUAGCUCCCUCAGGGUGUGAGAAGUCAGCUAUAAAAGUGGAAGAACAAGACUCAGAAACAGACGAAGGAGCGCCACCUGGAUGGGAUUCCAAGUGUACUCCUCCAUCAGAGUCGAAGAUUGAGGAUGAUCAACAAAAACAACAAGAUGAAGAUGGGCAAGGGCAAGGGCAAGGUUGGGGUUCAAGUUCAACUCCACAACCUCCUCCUCCUCAUUCAAUAGGUGAAAGAAUGGGAACGGAGUUUGAACAAAAACAAAAGAAUGUGGAGGCUGCUGUUGUUGUAGAACUAGAAAGGCCUCAAUCACAACCACAACCACCUUCAAGACAACAGCCCCCAUCCACAACAACAAAAAAAACUAAUAAUCCUAUUCCUGAAGAAAUGGGACAAAUGGUGUGUGGUUCUUGUAGACGAUUACUCAGCUAUCCAAAAGGUGCUCGCUAUGUCGAGUGUGGAUGCUGUUUGGAAGAAAAUUACGUCCUCGAAGAACAUGAAGUAGGGCAAGUGAUAUGUGGAGGUUGUGACGUGCUGCUAAUGUACCCAUACGGGGCACCAAAAGUUAGAUGUGUAAAUUGCAGCACCGAAACUGAAAUCGGAGAUCAAAAUCGGCGUCCCCCACUUUCUGAACAGCAGCGGCGAGCCCGACGCCACUUGAGGCGUGUGCAAACGGGCUUCAAGUACUAACACUUGAUACAUGCUAUGCUAACUCCUUAAAGCUCUCACCAAUCCUCAAAAUUAUUAUUAUUGUUAUUAUUUUUACUGUAUAUGGUUUCCAGUUCUUAUCAACCUCAUCUUUUUCUAGAUUAACAUAGAAAAUGUGAUUCAAAGCGUAUGACUUCUUUAUCUUAUCAUCUUAAACCUUAUAUUAAA
This is a messenger RNA of Lactuca sativa (garden lettuce), 2243 nucleotides long. RefSeq lists its product as uncharacterized. The record is from RefSeq and is a predicted model, not a curated record. NCBI's taxonomy places the organism in Eukaryota, Viridiplantae, Streptophyta, Magnoliopsida, Asterales, Asteraceae.